AUGCUGCCAGCCUCUUGCCUUGAAUUGAAGUGCCAGCUUAACGAGCGUGAUCAAGAACUGUUGCUCAACGACAUUGAGAUCACAGGAAUCCCGGAGAGUAAAGACGACAGCACCCUCCACCUCGUGAACGUUCUCGCAGUAAAGCUCGGCAUUACACUAGACGAGAGGGACGUCGUCCAUGCCGAACGAGUCGGAGCUACGCACCGCAACCGUGUGGUUGCCUUGGAUGGCAGUAUUGCUGCUGACCCCGCUGCGCAACGGCCGCGGAGUAUAUCGGUGCGCCUGGCGAGGCGCGCGACCCGCGACGCGCUACUGCGCGCGGCCCGAGUGCGUCGUGGCUUGAGUACGGAUGCACUCGAUAUGCCUGGGCCGCCGCACCGUGUCUACGUCAACGAGCGCCUCACGCGCACUAAUCGCCAGUUAUUUUAUCGCGCCCGCCAGGCAGCGAGUCUGCAUGGCUGGAAGUAUGUGUGGACAAGGGAGGGAAAAAUAUUGUGUCGCAAGGACGAUCGUUUGAAGGUAGAACGUAUUAGACUUGAAGAUGAUGUUACCAAAAUUUUUGGCUAAAGAUCGGUUUGAGGCUUAAGUUGUGUUUAAUUGUAGUUGUGCCUAAGAUUUUUCAUUGUACUGUCUUUUUAUUGUUAUUAU
Messenger RNA from Helicoverpa zea (corn earworm), 648 nucleotides. RefSeq lists its product as uncharacterized. The coding region runs from base 1 to 567 and encodes 188 amino acids. The transcript has a single exon. Lineage: Eukaryota; Metazoa; Arthropoda; Insecta; Lepidoptera; Noctuidae. The record is from RefSeq and is a predicted model, not a curated record.